Sardina pilchardus (European sardine) is the source of this 6152-nucleotide messenger RNA. It is a transcript of the gene larp4aa, whose product is annotated as La ribonucleoprotein 4Aa. Gene Ontology annotation, molecular function: mRNA 3'-UTR binding. NCBI's taxonomy places the organism in Eukaryota, Metazoa, Chordata, Actinopteri, Clupeiformes, Clupeidae. The transcript has 17 exons. Gene Ontology annotation, cellular component: cytoplasmic stress granule; cytosol. The coding region runs from base 409 to 2919 and encodes 836 amino acids. Gene Ontology annotation, biological process: positive regulation of translation. The record is from RefSeq and is a predicted model, not a curated record.
GUAGGAAAGGUGCGUGUCCCCUGUGUCCGCUUCGGUCGCCCGGUUAGGAAUGCGUUUAUCGGAGAUAACGCUAGCUUGAACAUCAAGAAAGAAACACCAGAAUCCGGAUUGGUGACUUGGCUUUUCAUUUUGUUUCAUUUUGCGGUAUUAGAAUCUACACGUUCGAGUUUGGCUCAUUUUUGUCGAUGUAUGCUAGCUAGCUAGCUAGCCAAGAUAGCUAAAUUGGUAGCCCAGACUAUUAGCUAGCUAGCUAGCUAGCUAACCUGUUAGCUGAUUUAGUCGCAACAGUCAGAAUAAAUCGACUAUUAGUUAGGUAACGGCAACUAUUUCACGGUAGCUGGUGGGAAUUGGGGUGACACGCGGGGGUUGGGAGAGAACGACGGAGGCGGCGUGAGCCAGGAGCGGCCGAUGAGUUCAGACCAGGGCGGAGUGCCGCAGCUGCAGGAGGAGGCUGAGCCGGGAUCCAAAACCCGUGGAGAGGACGAGACGGUACUUGGGACUGGUGGAGAUUCGGGCGGCAUGGUGACCUCUAAGGGUGCCGGUCUGAACCCGAAUGCCAAGGUGUGGCAGGAGAUGCCUACUGUCCCCAGUGAGGCCCCUGCAGAUGGAACAGAGGGCUCCCCCUGGUCCCAGACCAACAUCCCAGAGGGUUAUCCUGACACCUCCGGAUGUAAAGCGUACACAACAGGAUUUCCAAGCCUGGAGGACGCCACCUCUUCGGGGGCGGCCGAGGGUACUGCAAAUGGUAUGGAUCCCCCUGACUUAGAGUUCCCCCUCUGUGAGCCGCCAACAGGAAUUGAUGUUGAUUCUACCCUGACAAUGGAGCAGCCAAUCUCUGCUGAGAGUUUACGGGAGUCUCUCAAGAAGGAGCUGGAGUUUUGCUUCUCCAGGGAAAAUCUGUCCAAGGACCUGUACCUCAUGUCACAGAUGGACAGUGACCAGUUUGUUCCCAUCUGGACCAUCGCCAGCAUGGAGGGCAUAAAGGUCCUGACCACCGACAUGGACCUUAUUCUGGAUGUGCUUAGAUCAUCUCCAAUGGUACAAGUGGACGAGAAAGGGGAGAAAGUUCGGCCCAAUCACAAGCGCUGCAUCAUCAUCCUGAGGGAGGUCCCGGAGUCUACGCCUGUGGAGGAAGUGGAGGCCCUCUUUAAGAACGACAACUGUCCGCAAGUUAUCAGCGUGGAGUUUGCGCACAACAAUAACUGGUACAUUACAUUCCAAUCGGACACGGAUGCUCAACAGGCGUACAGAUAUUUAAGGGAAGAAGUGAAAACAUUUCAGGGAAAACCAAUCAUGGCCAGAAUAAAAGCUAUCAACACGUUCUUUGCGAAGAAUGGCUACCGUAGCCUGGACUGCAGUGUGUACUCACAGCAGACCCAGACCCAGUCCCAGUACAGCUCGCCCCUCUUCAUGCAACACGUCUACAGUCCCCAGCAGCAGUACCUGCCCUACAAUAUCAUGCCUCCUACCUGGACACCGUCGCCCACGCCGUACUUCGAGACCCCUCUGGCCCCAUUUCCCAACAGUAGCUUUGUGAAUGGUUUUAGCUCGCCCGCACACUAUAAGACUGGCUCCAACUCGCUCAACCUCGGCCGCCCCUUCAGCCGGAACCGUGUCCCCCUCUAUUCCAGAAAGAAUGUAAUAAAUGCCUUCAGGAACCAUGUGAAGCCUCAGUCAAGGGCCAGCGACGGAACCCCCUCUCCUGUGGCUCCCGUCCCAUUGGUGGAUGGCCUCACGGGCCUGCGCAGCCCCCAGCCCCCCACCAGCAGCGGCCCUGCGCUAGGCACCGCCGAGCUCAGUCCCUCCUUCGCCCAUCUGAGCGCGUCCGAGCCCUCCGACGACAACGGCAUGGCCAAUCGCGGAAGGCGGAGUACAUACAGAGGGAACCGCAGGAGGAGAGAGGACGAGCGCACCACGCGGCCAGUUCCUCUCGCAGAGGUCAAGGUCCCUCAGCCCAAGUUUGACCUGGCUGCCUCCAACUUCCCCCCUCUGCCUGGCUGCGUGGUGAGCACGCAGGGCGAGCCCGUGCUGGAGAACCGCAUGUCUGACGUGGUGCGGGGCAUCAACAGGGACAAGCAGCAGCAGCAACAACCGCAACCACAGCAACAACAGCAGCAGCAGCAAUCAGAUGCCAGCAAAGACGGAGCCGCAAGUCAUCCCCCAGCCCCAGAGGACAGCGUCAGCACCAUCAGGCCCGUCCAGCCUGCAAGCAAAACCACUUCUCACACCUUGGAGUCUACCAUUACCAGCAGCAGCAUGAGCCACCAGGACAAGAAACAGGAGAAGCCCGAGCUCCCUGUCCAGAAAGAGACACCGGCGCCCACCGCCUCCGCUGCCGCAGUCGUCGUCGCUGCUGCCGCCGCCACUACCCCCGCACCCUCACAGACGCAGGCGGCAGCUGGUUCCAAGCCUCAGCCGAGCGCAGCCCCCGCCCCGGGAACGCCUCAGGCCAGCCCAGCCCCCUCCAGCACCACCACCACCACCACCAACUCCACCCCCGCCAUGGAGCCCCGCAAGUUGAGCUAUGCGGAGGUGUGCCAGCGCCCCCCCAAGGACCCGCCACCCACACCGGCUCCCUCCGCAGCCGCCGGCACCGCCGCCACCACUCCACCGGCCUCCCAGCCUUUGCGUGAGCUGCGCGUCAACAAGGGCGAGGAGCCGGCCAGCGGGCCACACAGUCCCUCGGACAAGCCCGAGCGGCCCCAGGAGCGAGGGGCCGAGGGCAAGGGCCGCGAGGGACGCCCUCCCCGUGACGGCCAGGGCUAUUACCGCAACAACGGCCCUCCCAGGGCCGGCACGGGUGGCCUCAAGCUCCGGGAGCAGCAGCGCCGCCCCCCCUUUGGCCGACGCAACUCCCCACAAGGAGGGCCCAGACACACGGGCAAAGAGCAGAACAUCCCUCCCAUAUCGCCAAAGUAAAGACUUGCAGAGAAAACAAAAAUGAAUUCAGUACAAAUGUAUGAAUAUAUACACGCAUAUAUAAAAUAUAUAAAUAAAUAUAUAUAUAUAUAUAUAAAUAUAUAUAAACAAAAGAGAUGACGUAAGAUAUAAAAGCAACAACCUAAAUGGUAGCCACCUCUCCUGCCUGGGGCAUGUCUAGAGGAAAGUCUCAUGAAAUGACUUUGCAGACUGGGACAUCCAGGAAAAAUGGGCAUAAAAAAAACAAACAAUCGUAAAGCAGGGCAAACGAAAGGGAGUGAUCGAAUAGGAAAAAGAUCCCGUCUUGUCCCGUUAAAUUGAAAAUGUCCCCCCUUGAGAAUGUAAAUUUUAGUGCUUUUUUUUCUUUUUUCUUCCCCUCCCUCCUUUUUUCCAAAAAAAGUUGGUCACUCUCUCUCGCCUCAUAUUUGGCCGAGAGAUGGAGCCUUGGGCAGUGAAGAAGCCCAUCACGGUCUGUCUAUAUGAAUGACAGUGGUCUGCAAUGAACUUAUGCACUAAGAAGAAAGGAACAGGCAUAUAUAAAUGUCAUGUACCUAUACAAAGAUAUCACUUUAACAUGCAAUGAUUCAUUCAAUCCUUUUUCUUUCUUUUUUUUUAAGAAAAAAAGCUUAUUUGCAAAUUGCAGGACACUGGGAGUGAGAGUGACUUUUUGCAGUCAGUGUAUAUGAACUUUGAAGUUGUGUGAAAGGAUGUGGUUUUCAGUAGUGUUGCAUCAUCAUCUUGGGACUUAAGUCUCUUAUAGGACAUGUUUGGUUGAGAAUGAAUUGUUUGGAAAACAAAUUUAGGAGCAGCAGUAAUACUUACUGUUGGUCUUUUUUUUCCUUCUAUUUUUUUUCAUUAGUUUGAGUGACAUUGCUAUCGAUUAAUUCUGUAUGCUUUCAGAAUCAGUGACAUGGUGUUGGAUAGCUAGAAAACCUUAUAAAUAUUGUACUAAAUAUUGCAAAAUUAAGAUUAGUUGGUUAUUGAGCCUUGUCAAUUUUCUCAAAACUCUUUACAAAGUCAAAGCUUGCCAAUAAUGCCAACCUGUCACUGGUUCACUGAAGGGUGAUUGAUCUUUUUUCUUUUGUUUCUUUUCUUUUUUUUUAAAGCUGCAAUCUGAUUUUAAUCAAGCACUGACCCUUGAUGCAUCACAGAUCAGAGCUGGUUACAGAGUCAGUUAUACUUUGUCAUCUCAGAUGUUAGAUGUGCAUUGAUUCCCUCACCCCUUGAACUGAUUUUGUACUGUGUGCUCAUAUUUGUUGAUAAUCAGUCUGGCUCUAUAUGUUUACAACAUGGUGUUCUCAGUGGGGUGUUUUAAGCAGAGGAUGAGAAGGAGUUGGUUGAUGCUGAUGAAAUAUCUUUCUCUUUUGUUUUCUUUUUCUUUUGUUCCUUCUUGUGAGUGUAACUCCACAUCGAAAUGGAGCAUUCAGGGUUGAUCUACAAAUGGAAAUUGUCUUUGUUUGAUUAACGGCACAGUUUCGAUUGUACAGAAUAAUAGGUCAAGUGUGGUCUCUGCAAAUCUGAUUAGCGCAUGUGUGAUUUACUUUCUCCAUUUUGUUUUUCUUGCUUACUCAAAGGCCCUUAUUGUCUGCUGUCUAAUAGAAGGAUGAGGAUUGCUAAAGGUGGUAACCUGUAACAUAUUUCCACUUUGCUCGGGUUUGUCGUAUGUUUUAAAUGAAUGUCGUCCCAGGAUUAGGUUCUUUAAAGAAUCGGUCCAUCCGUGAUUAGUGUAAGGUCACGAUUCCGUUGUCCAAAAUCUUUUCCCGAAACGUUCACAAAGUCCGCUGUAUUUCCUUGACUGCUAGAUUUGAGUGGAUGGAGAUGGCUCUGUCCAGGAGUGGUAUGGUAUUCCAGAGGCAUGUCGAUGCUCCUGAGGUCGUUGGAUGGUUGUGGCAGGUGCUUUGUUGGGUGAUCUAACUGCAGAUCAGUGGGUGUGGGAAGAUGAGAAGGAACGCCUGGCGAAAAAAGCAGUUUUGCAUUUCUGUUGAGCUUCCAAGGUUUAGGGCUCUGUAGGACAUGAUAUUUUUAACUGGCUAUGAUGGCUGAUCGUUUCAGAACCAGUUUGGACCCGUACUCCCUUCUUUUUGUAACGUAAAAGAUAUCCUCAUGCGGAAUGUAUCAAUGACCAUUAAUGAAAAAAGUGCUCAUCAUUGUGUUACCACAGCAUUCAAAUGGUUGACACUAGCCUAUGUCUGAUGUUCUUAUGACGUGCCAGCUGCCUACAGUCCAUAGCUUACCAUGUUGAAUGUUGGUGAGAGUUGUGAGAUCUCAAACAACCAGCGGGCCAAUGUGUUCUCCUAAGGUGUUACGUUUUAGGCUUUAGAGCAGUGAACUUUACCAGCUGUAAUGAGAAAAUGUAGUCACUUGUUUCUUUAUCAGCCCUUCCCCCCCCCCCCCCCUUAUCACGUAGAGAGUGGUGUGGGAGUGUGACAUUGAGACCAGUAAGAGUAUGACCUUAACCAGCAAACAUGCUUUCGGAACACUGACCUGUAGCCACCACAAAUUUAUUCUCUCUUUUUUUUUUGUGAUGUGAGGAUGGAAUUGGUGCUGUUUCAUCUUGGAAAAUCUAGUCUGUUUUGGAAACCAGUAUUGCAGUUGGAUUUUGUGUUAAGUAUUGCAUUAUUAUUAUUAUUAAUAUUAUUACUAUUACUAUUAUUUUUUUUUCUUUUGAUUAUUUAUUUUAAUUCUACUGUGCGAAGCUUCACCCCCUCCCCUCCCCAUGCACGCUCAAUCCUCAUAGGCCCGUUUCCCCAACUGUUGAGAGAAAUGGCACUGGGUGAGAGCCACACAUCUAAUAUUUGUAUCUUGAUUGAGAUUUCAGAUGAGAAUACUUGAUGCAUUGACUAGGGGUUUUAGUAAUGCAGUACAGGAGUAACGAAUCACUGGGGCUUUGUUUGUCUGUUUGUUUUUCCAUUAAUGAAUAUGAGCAGCUAGUGGUUUAGUGUAAUAAAAUAAAAUGCACUAACUUGUUUAAAAAAAAAAAAAAAAAAUCUUACUGUCAUGUAAUGUGAAAUCAUUUUAGAAGCAUAAUGAUGUUGAUGUUGACAGGCUUGCAAAAAUCUACAGGAAUAGCAUUUUCUCCUUAAUGUUGGGUUAUUUCUGUUUUCUUGAUUUAGGGGUGGGGUGGCAAAGGGAAGAAUAUAUAGCAACGGAUUGAAGUGUUUGAGACACUAAAUUCUAGCUGUCUGAAUAAAAUGUCACAAAAAGAAAAUAAAUUAUUUUGUUUUGGCCUUAGA